UGGCGGCGAACAGCAGUGAUAACUAGCUUGUUUAGAUACGCCACGCCCGUGCUGCACUCUGGCGGCGAACAGCUGAGAUGGUUCAGGAGGGAGUGAGGAACCGGCAGUCGUCCAGGAUACAGCAGCCGUGGACGUGAUACACCUGUGAGCACCUCGCCCCUUCGCCUCCACACCUCAGAAUGCCGCAGCUUGACCAUUCGCUGGAUAUCAAGCAAACCAUCUGCACCAAGAGAAGGUGAAGCAAUGACGUGGCAGUCAGAGUGGCUAAUUCCUAAAGGAUACACCCGCCUUGUCUGACGCCCCUGACUGGCUGUUGAGGAAUCACCACCAUUCACCACACAGCUGCCAGCCACCACCACCACCACCACCGCCACUGCCACCACCACCACCUCCCAGCCACUCACCACACAGGCAGACUUAAAGAAAACGUACCUCGAAUGAGCUUGUGGACUACUACUACUACUACUACAACCAUCAUCACCAAAACUCCUACUACAACAACUACUACUACUACUACUACUACUACUAUGAAUAUAAGGCAUGAGUGUCUUACCAGCGUUUGGGACGAGGAGGUGAGGAGGUCACGUGACGGCGGCAGGGAAGGACGAGGUGGAUGUGUCGCUCUCCUAGAUUCAUUAGUGGCGAUGAGUUCAGAACUCCUCAACACGAAGAGGUUUAAUUUGUUUCCUGAAGGGGCGAGCAGUUGGCGAGGCGUGCCUAAGAUUCUUCAGACGGAGAGAAUGAGGAAGAAAGGAAGGGCGAGAUCAUUAAAGAGAUGUACUGGCACGACUCUUGAGGACCCGAGGGGAUGCUGGGACGCUGGCCAGGGGGCGGUGGUGGUGGUGGUGGUGGAGGCGGGUCAAACUUGUGAAAGGUACGGCCAUCCACAGGUGAGGGACAGGCAGGUGGACGGGGUAAUUAGCGUGCAGACAGGUGUAGUCCCCCCUGUGAGGACGAGACCGCGAUGCCACCUGACCAGCAGACCGUCCCAUACACAGGACUGUCGCCUCGUGCGUGAUUCUUGCAUAAACAGACCAAGGAAGGUGCAGGGGAGGUACUUGAGUGAAGGACUGUGACGUUACUGUGUUUGUGUGUGUGUGUGUGUGUGUGUGUGUGUGUGUGUGUGUGUGUGUGUGGCGGGACGGAGGGAGGAGAGGAGAGGAAGACGGUGGUAGAAAGAGACUGAAAGAGAUUGAAAGAUAAAGAGACAGAGAAGUAAAAAGAGAGAAAAAAGAUAGAAAUAGAUAGGAAGAGAUGCAGAAAUAGAUACAAGGACAUAAAAAAGAGAUAAAACACUGGAAAGAGAUAAAGGCACAGAAAAAAAUAGACAAAAGAGAUGAAUACAAAGGGCGAAUCACUAAUUUUUUGUCUUGCUUGAUACUGAAAGCUUCAGAAGUAUUAAUAAGAAAGAAAACAAAUAAAGGAUGAGUCUUCGAUAAAUAAAAGAUCAGAUACAAAAAAAAAAAGUAAAAAAAAAAAGAAACUGAAAAAAACAAGGCAAAGAAAAUCUCACCAAAUAAAACUUUAAAAAAUAAAAUAAAUAAAAUACGAAAGAGAAAGACAAGAAACGAAAGAAAAAGAAAACGGAGAUGAGGAAAAAGCCACAACAACAAACACCAAUGACUUGAAGAAGGAAGAGAGAGAGAGAAA
This is a messenger RNA of Scylla paramamosain (green mud crab), 1650 nucleotides long. RefSeq lists its product as uncharacterized. The record is from RefSeq and is a predicted model, not a curated record. Bases 438 to 1076 code for a protein of 212 amino acids. The transcript is spliced from 8 exons. NCBI's taxonomy places the organism in Eukaryota, Metazoa, Arthropoda, Malacostraca, Decapoda, Portunidae.